Messenger RNA from Stegodyphus dumicola, 1710 nucleotides. It is a transcript of the gene Rpn3, whose product is annotated as regulatory particle non-ATPase 3. Gene Ontology annotation, molecular function: enzyme regulator activity. Gene Ontology annotation, cellular component: proteasome regulatory particle, lid subcomplex; proteasome complex. Lineage: Eukaryota; Metazoa; Arthropoda; Arachnida; Araneae; Eresidae. The record is from RefSeq and is a predicted model, not a curated record. Gene Ontology annotation, biological process: regulation of protein catabolic process; ubiquitin-dependent protein catabolic process.
AGUAUACUGUUUUUGGCAUCAUUGAGAAUCGGUAGCGAAAGUUUUAGAUCGCUUUGUCAUCUCGUUUGAUAUAAUGGCUAUUCAAGAUGUUGACAUAGAAAUGGCUACAGAAGAUGGUGAAAAUACUUCAGAAAAGGAAAAGACUCAGAAGUCUGAUAUUGAAGCUCUUUCUUUAGCAGAUAUCAAGGAGCAUCUUCUGUUCAUAGAAAAAUCUGUGAGCUCAAAAGAACCAAGGUUUAUUCUUCGUGUUGUCCGAGCUCUUGUAUCUGUCAGAAAGCGUCUGAAUGCAAAAAUAUUGAGGAAAAUUGUGUCUCACUUUUAUAUUCAUGCAACUGAACAACGAGAUGUUUUGUUAUCUUUUAUUGAUGAGCCUAUGGAUAUGGAUACAAAUGGAAAUAAAGCCCCUGUUAGAGUGAAGAAUGCUAAAUCUAGUCAGCUGCCUUUAUUACCAGAACAAGAUAUUUAUAUUCACCUUCUUGUAUUGUUAUACCUCAUUGAUUGUGGUCAACAUAAAAUGGCAGUUGACUGUGCUGACCUUUUAAUGAAAAAAGUAGUGGCUCAGCCACAACGAACUGUAGAUCUAAUAGCUGCUAAAUGCUAUUUUUACCUCUCAAGGGGUUAUGAAUUACUUGGAAAUUUGGCCAAUAUCCGCAGUUUUCUUCAUACCCGCCUCCGAAGUGCAGUUCUACGAAAUGAUUAUGAAGGCCAGGCUGUACUUCUCAAUUGUCUUUUACGUAAUUAUCUUCAUUACAGUUUGUAUGAACAAGCUUCUAAAUUAGCCUCUAAAUCUGUGUUUCUUGAAAUGGCAUCAGAUAAUGAAUGGGCCAGAUUUUUAUAUUAUUUAGGACGUAUCAAAGCUAUUCAAUUAGAAUAUUCUGAAGCCCACAAAAAUUUAUUGCAGGCAAUAAGAAAAGCUCCCGAAUUAUCAGCCAUUGGAUUCAGGCAAACAGUUUACAAACUUGCCAUAACAGUAGAGUUGUUACUUGGUGAUAUACCAGAUAGAUCUUUAUUCAGGCAACCUCAACUUAGAAAAUCUUUAGCACCCUAUUAUCAGUUAACUCAAGCGGUUAAGGCUGGAAAUCUCAAUAUGUUUAAUGAAGUUCUAGAAAACUUAGGUCCUCAAUUUCAAGCAGAUCAUACCUACACUCUAAUAUUGCGACUGAGGCACAAUGUGAUCAAGACUGGAAUUCGAAUGAUCAGUCUCUCCUAUUCCCGAAUUUCUCUAGCAGAGAUAGCCCGAAAACUUCUUUUAGGCAGCUCUGAAGAUGCAGAAUUUAUUGUGGCCAAGGCUAUACGUGAUGGAGUGAUUGAAGCAAAUAUAAACCAUGCUCAAGGGUACAUGCAGUCCAAACAAACUGUAGAUGUAUAUAGCACUGGAGAACCUCUAGCAGCAUUUCACAAGAGAAUCAGCUUUUGCUUGGACAUUCAUAAUAAAUCUGUGAAGACAAUGCGGUUUCCACCUAAAUCAUUUCAUAAAGACCUUGAGACAGCUGAAGAACGUCGAGAACGAGAAAAACAGGAUAUUGAAUAUGCAAAAGAGAUGACAGAUGAAGAGGAUGAUGGUUUUCCUUAAACACUGUAUAUUGCCCCUCUUUCACAUGUAUUUUAUUUUGAACUAACUUUUAUUCGUAUAUUUUAUGAAUUAUCACAAAAUUUGACAUUGAAAAUAUUAGUUGAGUUUAAAAACUCAAAUAAAGGAUUUUGUUUAAA